Camponotus floridanus (Florida carpenter ant) is the source of this 7680-nucleotide messenger RNA. RefSeq lists its product as uncharacterized. The record is from RefSeq and is a predicted model, not a curated record. Gene Ontology annotation, molecular function: protein binding. Lineage: Eukaryota; Metazoa; Arthropoda; Insecta; Hymenoptera; Formicidae. The transcript has 12 exons. The coding region runs from base 1082 to 6508 and encodes 1808 amino acids.
UUUAUUUACGUAUAUAUAAUAUAAAUACAAAAUGAAAAUUUCGCUCAAAUUUGAUCGCGAGUACUUGGUUAUGUAAAUAUACAUCGGUUGCGUACAUCAAGACAUAGAUAAUUACUGCCGCUAAAUUACCACGUAAUUAGCAACACAGAUACAGAGCAUGUAAACACACCAUCGCAUAUGCACGCGUGUGACAUCAUUUCGCGAGUGUAGCGGUCUGUUUUUGCAAAUUACGCGAUGUGAUGGAACGCGAGGAAGAUGAAUCUUCCAGGAAUCUGCUCGCAACAUGAGACGUGACGCGAAACCGUGUGUAUGUGUACGUGUGCCUCCCCUUCCUGCGAAGAAAGAAAGUCGAGUCUUCGUCGCUGCGAAUUUGAUAGACUGCCAAGUCCACGGGAAGUCGCGUUACAUAAGCGAUGUAACGCGCGAACUUGGACUGCGCGUUCGCCAACACGAACAAAUCGACAACUCGUCUCGCAAUCGUGCCUGCGCUCGUCGUCGUCGACCAUACAUAUGAUAGCACGACAAAUUCAACGAGUCGAAUGCCGCGACGCGCGAGCGCAUACUCUAAGUACGCAGCUACUAUUCGCGGGAGCUUGGAAAACGGGACUGCAGUUUUAACUCGGAAGUUAUAGCCAAGUGAACGACGACUUUAAAUCGUGCGACUGGUCGCUUCAUCCGCAGAUCAGUAUCUUGCAUUUCGAACGACGAUCGUAAGAUGUGUCUUCGAUAUCCUUCUGUGAUCGCAGAGCACGCAAAUUUUUAUUUUUGUCAAUCAUAGCGUGCAUUAAUUAUACGUAUUUCUUGUUUUAGAAUAAUUUUUGAUUUCGCUUCGUCGAGGGAAUAAAAAUUCAUCGCGACGAAUAUAGUAAUGUGAAUAAGCUUCGCUUGGAAACGCAACCGUGGAUCUUCCACGAAAUUCAUAAAAUUCAUCGAGAGAAGGCAGGACCCGUUAAGAACUCCAGACGACAAACUCGUUUGGAAUUAAUCGGGACGAUCAAGCGGGCGAGCAAGUGGGUAAGUUUUUCCGGCAGAUUACUCGAGCGAGAACGAACGAAUAAACGAGAGAGAAAGAACCGGGACCAUGAAGAACGCCCAUCCCAUCGUCAGGGCGACGACUUCCAGUCCGGUUGGUCAGGAUUCCACGGGCCUCGGCAGCGAAUCGGCGGAGCCGAUCAUCCGACUGAAGCUGCAGAAACCGCUCCACUGGGAGUGGGAGCUCACGACGUCCGCCGACGCGCUGCCUGUUAUCCAGCUAUUGGACAAGGAUGGCCGGCUGCUGGUGGAAACCACCGGCCGAACGGCACAGCGGGCCAGAGGUUCCUUCAAGAAGGGCCUAAAAACCCACGAACAAUUUCCGAUCGACGAGUCGUGUGCCAACUCGACGAGCAAAGAGCAAACGUCCUCCUCCCCGUCGAUGUCUUCCACUAUCACGACGCCGCGUCAGGUUAAUCGGAAUAUCGACGGCUUCAGCAGCAAAUUUGGCACGUGCGGCUUCACCCCGCGAAAGUCCCGAAGCGACGUCGAUAUUAAAGAAAGACGAAGCAAGAGGCAGUUGUCCACCUCAGAAGACUCGGCGAUGAAGACGAAGGUCGAAGGAAACAUAGAAGGAGUGACAGGAAAUAAGAAAUACUCCGCCGGAGAUUACCUUCGACAGCAGAUCAUGAACGAUCUACGUACGCGUAAUACGAUCGGGAGAACUCCGGAGGAAAUAGCCAAGGACAGGUGUAAAAAAGUUAAAGCGUAUCUAAGGAGCCAGAGCGAGACUCUAUUGAGCUUGGUUCGCGAGGAAGAAUACGACGGGGAGGAAACGAAGGAUACUAGAAUCGGAUUCCGCGAGAAGAGUCCCGGAAGUCGUAGCUCGAGCAAAGGCAACAUACUCGAUCCCGAAGAGAGGAAUUCGAAUCGAGAAAACAAAAAGGUGAAACCGUAUCUGCGAACUCGAAGUGCCGUAAUUCCAAUGCAGGAUUCGGCGAAGAAUAAUUUCAAACUGAACGAGGGGGAUAGAACCGUUCGCAAGAUAAAAGACGACAUGAACGAGGAGGAGCUGACAAAGAUCAGAACGUUCUUACGCGAAAAGAUACAGCGGCGAAUGAAUAUGGAACAGUCGCGCUCGAGAUCGGCCGUUAAUGCCGACAUUCCGGAGAGCAUCGAGAACGUCAGAAUAAAAAAAAGAUACUCGGACUAUAAUUACGAGAACAAUCGGAAAAACUACAGAACGCGAAAGGUGCGUAGUGAGACGAGCAUCCUGCGAUUCGAUCCCGAAAUGCUCGAAAGAGAGAAGCUGAAGUUCGAGAAGCAACUGAAAAGGGAGAAAUCGACAAAUUGCAGGGGAUUGUCGGGAGAUUCCCAACUUCAAAGACAACCACCACGUAAUUAUCGACGAUCGAGAAGCGAAGUCUUGGUCGAAGCUCUGGAACUGGACAAUCGACCGAAGUCGCGGGUCAAGAGGGAAUCGUCGAGUUUGGAACGAAGGAAAUUCUACUGUAAAAUCAAGAGCGACAUUCUCUUGGGGCAAGAGGAGGCGGAGGUGAUGCCGAUGGUCAGCGAUGAGAACCUCGCAAAUUCUCCCAGACGUAUAAAAAGCCAAGAAAAUGUGGAGAGAUCUUGGCGGGAAUAUAGAGAGCGGAAAAAAAGCGAGAAAUAUCGCCGAGAAUCGGAGAGAGAAUUGCCCGAGGAGGACUUCAUGAGUAAACCGAGAUGGAAGGAUCUGCAACGCGAUCUCUGCUCCUCGCGCAACUGCAAGAUUUGCCAAAACUUGAGAAACUGCGUGAAUCCACUUCACGAGAAACCUCAUCAAGAGAGCGAAGAAUUGUUGAUGGAUAAAAAACCCGCCAAAUUUCCCGAAGACGAGACUUCGACAAACAACAGCAAACCUGGUACCAGUUUGCAGGAGAAUUAUUUGCUCCCCGAAAGGAAGAAUAAGGACAGUCGAUCGCCAAUCAUCCCAGAGACUCAAGUAAACAAUCGCGAUAAUAAUAUCGACAGCGUGUCUGUAUUGAAUGUUAAAUCUCCAAACUUUGCGUACGACACAAAUCUAUCGAAAAAUGCCUUCAAGAAUUAUCAAGAGUUAUACGCACACUCGAAUGUGAAGAAAAGCGACACCUUCAAGAUCGUCGACGGAAGCGAGGAGCUGAAGGAACACGCGAAUGGUUCUGACACGAAAAUAAAUGACGGCAACAAUUCCGACAGUGAUUUCGGCUAUCUGAACGGCGAAGGUUCGCUGGCGAAUAAAUCGAACGAGGAUAUCACCAAGGACUACUUUAAGAGAGUUUACGAACUGUUGAAGAAACGACAGGAGGAGAUGAGAAAAUCGGUGACUGAAACCAGCGAGUUUCCAGGCCACGAGGAUUCUUCAUCUUCGAACUAUAUCGAGGAAAUACAAAAAAAGAGGCAUCGGCGUAAGAAAAAGGACAAAAAUUCGCAAGGUGAAGAAGUGGUGACUGUACCGUCCACCAGCAACGAUCAGGAGGGCUGGAAAGUGCAGAGGAUAUCCGUAAACGGUGAAUUGCCGCAAUCGAGCAAUCGUCGCCGCGGCUACAGUCGAUCGCAAUUGCAACCGGUCGUUUCCGGCGGCAAGAGGAAUCGGCCAGCACCAUCCCCACCGACGCAGCCUAUAUCCUACAGAAUCAAUGCUAAGGAACAGCUCGACAAAUAUUUCGACUGGCGGAAUAAGGAAAACACACCCGGAAAUGCCGUAAACCGCCGCGAAGACGAUCAACGACAGGCGAACCAAGUGCAAGAGACCGAGGAGUCGACAAUGGGCUCGAAUCUGAGCAGGCAUAACGGAAAGGGCCUCACUGGCCGACGCACUCAGUCUUCCGGAAAUUUGUGCGAGCCUAAAGGAAAGCUGAACAGCAUGGGAAAAAUAUUGGUGCCCUGUUCCAGCGCCCAAAGAGAAAGAUAUAAAUUCUGCGGCUCGCUGCCAAAUCAUCUGGACGACAAGGAUGUAUUAGAUGAUGAUCAGCGAGAUAACAAUAAUAUCAUGUCCGAUACUAUCGGUGGAAACUUUGGCGGUACGUUGCCGCACAAGAAACGCUCGUUAGGAGUACAUUUCUCGGAUAGCGAACCGACCGGUACUUUGGAUCUCGUUAAACAUCGAUCGCAGGACUCUUUCGAUGAGAACGAUCCCUGGAGAUAUCAGCAAAGCGAUCUCGAUCUGGUGCGGUGCCGUCACGGAAACUUUGAUUCGGUCAAGAGAAAUCGCAGCGUCGACACGGUGCUCGUCGAAUCUGGCAGGAAGUACGGUCGUGGCGUAACCUUGGAGGAUAGAUGUCAUCGUAAUAAUUCAGACCUCGACUUGGUCGGCACGCUGCCGAAACGUAAGCAAGACGCUCGAAACAGCAGCGGUAGAAGCCUCGAAUCGAAUUCGUCGUCCUCGCAGCCGUGUAUAGUAAACGCCACCGAUGACGACUUGCUGAUGAAGAUAGUGCACAAACCUGACUGCGAGUUACUCAAGCAUCGCCAACAGCUUGGCAAGUGCGUCGAUCUGAAGCUGAGCAAACUGACAAGUGGCGAGCCACAGGAUCAGGGAUACGCGUCCGAACGAUCACCCGAGGACGAGCAUCCACCAUCGUUACCGGGACAACCAUUUCCAAGUGUGACACCUGAGAGCACAUUCCGGGUGACGCUGCAAAAGAGCAGUCGCGGUCUCGGUCUGAGCGUUUCUGGUGGCGGUACCGCAGGUCCUGUUAGAGUGAAAAGACUCUUUCCUCAACAACCCGCCGCCCUGUCCAACAAACUUCAAAUCGGCGACAUAUUACUAGCUGCCAAUGGAAUCCCACUGACUGGCCUCACUAAUUACGAGGCUCUCGAAGUUCUGCGUACGACCCCUAGCACAGUUGAAUUGGUGGUAUGCCGGCUUCCAGGAGAUAGUAAUGUUACUCCACCGGGUGCACCACCGCCACCUCCAGCAAGACGGGAACCGUCAUCGUUACGUAUACUCAAUCCGCUUCCACCACUGCAAAUUGAACCCUGCGGUGAAUUCGACAUCGAAAUGACGAAAGUCGGCGGCAGUCUUGGCUUUACCCUGAGGAAAGCGGACAGCAGCGCCUUGGGUCAUUACGUGCGGGCAUUGGUACGGGAACCGGCAUUGAGUGAUGGCAGAAUCCGACCGGGCGACAAGAUCGUCGCCGUAGACAAUGCUCCACUGUCUCCAAUGAGUCACGAGGAAGCAGUUCAGUUGCUGCGACAAUGCGGACCAACAGUGAAACUGCGGCUGUACCGCGAUUUGGCGCAGACUCCAGUUUCAGCGCUCUCGCCUACUGAGCCCGAUCAUCCCCUCCGUCCGCCACGAACGAGUUUGAGACAAGAAGCCGUAGAUAUGCUGUGUGACUUAGCAGUCCGAAAGCUGUCACCAGGUACAUCCAGCGGUUCUAGUAGUUGUAAACAACAGUCACCUGGUGCUUCAUGUAACUCGCCCCGAAGGCUACGUCGACUUGCCACGCGUACUUCCACUGCCGAAACGAAUCAAGAAACUCCCGAGGGUAAGUUGCAUGACGUGCAAACGACGUCGUCGACAGCCAGCCAAGCGGAGACCGCGUCGGACUCGGACCAAUGCUCCGUCAAGACACAGAUCACCAAUUCCCAAGCAAAUACACCUGCGACCGACAUAAUCGAUCCGCCACCGCUCUACGACAUUUAUGACGAUGAUGAUAAUGAGUCGUCGAAACCGACACCGAACAAUACGGCAGCCAGGCCGAGUUUCCUCGACUUGUCGGCGCCGCAAGGUAAGCCGCACUUUCAAUUCUGCAGCGUUGAUUCGGACGGCGAAUAUCCUGGCGACGGUGAUGUAAUCCUCGCAGAAGCAGAACGAAGUCGACUAGCCGAACCAAACUACGAUAACGAUAGGAGCGUGACGGUGAUGUCGAGCGAUGAGCAUGAUAAUGAUUUGCCGUCCGAGCCGGCCUCUAUGCCGCCGAUGCUCUCAUCUACCAGCAGUACCAGCACCGCUGCCUUCAGCUACAAGAAUCCGGCCUAUCAGAGUGCCAAUCCGGCCUGCGGCAGUGCCGUCAGUGAUCCAGCUGGAUCCAAGAAUAAAACCACGCACUCCAGCGAUCAGGACAUACCAGGAAAGAUCUUGGGGACGGACGAUCCAGGCGGUAGUAAAGGAUUAUUGAAGUGGAAGGGUGUGAUGUUUGCUCCAAACGAUGAAGUAGAUACUGAACACGAUCCGGAAGAAACUGGGAAAGAUACCACGGAUUCAGCUGCUCUUGCUGAAGAUCUCGAACAAGGCAGCGAGGUGUUCAUGGUGGAGUUAACGCGUGGGUGGAAUAGCCGGCUGGGCUUUAGCUUGCAACCAGAAGGAAAUUGUACAGUGAUAUCGGUCGUGCAUCCCGACAGCGUCGCGGCUAAGGAUGGUAGACUUAAGCAGGGCGACGUAUUACUAAUGGUUAAUGAAGAGAGCGUGGAACACAUGUCGACAGCUGAUAUAAUAGAUCUGUUACGCAAGAUACGUGGCUCGAUAGGUAUUACGGUGAUGAGGAAAUCGAAACGAGACAAUAUAACGUGACAAUAGUUCAGUGCGAUAUCAAAAUAAAACAACCAUAAAACAAUUUGAUCAGUAUAUUCUUUAGAAGAUUUGAGGAUUUUGAGCUUGAUAAAAGGUGUUUACCAAAAAGUCGAGCAAAAAUACUGAUUUUUUUCAAUAAAAUUUGCAUUAAAAUUUAACUAAUGAGAGAAGAUAGAAAUAAAAAGAAAAGCAGUAGUUAUUAAGAAAUGAUUAGAUGAGAUUAUAAAUGUUGUUGUUAGUACAAUAAAAGAACUAUUAUAAAUAGAUUUUCAAUGCCAGAAGAAUGAAUCACAAUCCGCGCCACUAUCAAUGACAAAAAUCACUCGUGAAGAAGCAAGAUAAUUUUACUGCACCUAAAAAAGAUAGCAAUCGACGAAGAAAGAUCUUUGGUGUCUUGAUCAAUUACAAAAGACUACCGUUGAGGAAAAUGAAGGAAAAAAAAUUCGCAGAUGCUAUUCUGAUAAUUUUCUAUUAGACGUCCCGGGAGAGAUAAAAAGUCAUUCAAUCUUGUGGGAAUUUUCCGGAGGAGAUUAAACGAUCUGAAAUUAUAUUCAAGAAUAUCAUACUGAAUUUUUCAAUCACUCUCUUGCAUGUAAAUCAAAAAAAUCUAUCUCAAUGUAAUUCCCGAAUUAAUAUUAUUUAUAUGAUCCGCAAAUUUCGCAGAAAUUGUAGUAUUCUAACGUGAUUCAUCAACUGUCAUCACAAAAAGGCGUUCGAUAUGUCGACUAUGACAGAUUGCGCAUUAAUGGUAGGAUAAUCAAUGUGCUCUCAUCUUGAAAGCUUAAAUCUUCCCGAUUAAUUAUCGACGCUUAACAAUAUUCUUAAUAAUUUGCGGUAAUAUUUUCAAAAAACAAUGUCGUUUUACGAAGUAUGCAUUGUUUCAAUGAAUUCGAGAAUCAAAGGUUUUUAAUCAAAAUAUGAUUGAAAAGAAAACAAUACAUUAUUGCAAAAUGAGAUGUGAUCCACUCAAUCGAAAGACGGAUUAUUGAUUAUCUGCUGAGAAAAAUGAUCUCGAGUUUUUAUGAAACUGCAAUAUAUAUAUAUAUGUGUGUACAAGGUUGUAAAGAUAUUCUUUUAAAUAUUGAGCGUGAAAAGAGAAAUUCUCGCGUCUAUGAGCUUAUAGUAUUCCUACAUAUCUUUGUAAAUAACGUAUCCUAUUAAACUUAUCUAAU